AUGUGCCACUUUCAGGUCUCCUCACACACUGCUGGUGUGUAGAAUUUUUUGACAUAGGGUGCUGGCAGAUUACGGGCCUCCCAUAGCUGCUGCCAGGCCCCUAAUCUGCCAUAGGCCCCUAUAUACCGCCUCCUCAUGCUGCUGCCAGGUCCAGAGUCUCUCAUGGGUCCCUGUACGGCCUCCCAUUGCUGCUGUCUCCAUCGCCACACUCUGCCAUGUGCCACUUUCAGGUCUCCUCACACUCCUGCUGGUUUCCAUUUUGUCAUAGGGUGCUGUAUGGCCUCCCAUUGCUGCUGCCUCCACCGCCACACUGUGGCUCCAAACACUGGUUUUGGCCCCGUGACUGGCCAAAUGAGUGAAGUGUGCGGUGAUUCUAAGAUCGACGGCACUCAUCUGCAUGUCAUACUGACUGACAGUAUUAUUUCUCCUUCCCCAGCAGACUCCAAGGCAUUUAAAUUAAAGGUACAGUGUUCUGCACUAAUAUUA
Molecule: messenger RNA, 486 nt
Organism: Staurois parvus
Lineage: Eukaryota; Metazoa; Chordata; Amphibia; Anura; Ranidae
Source: the annotation of a GenBank genome assembly